Molecule: messenger RNA, 752 nt
Organism: Pipistrellus kuhlii (Kuhl's pipistrelle)
Lineage: Eukaryota; Metazoa; Chordata; Mammalia; Chiroptera; Vespertilionidae
Gene: MED28
Product: mediator complex subunit 28
Exons: 4
Coding region: 25-561 (178 amino acids)
Cellular component (GO): mediator complex
Source: RefSeq, a predicted model, not a curated record
AGACACCUUCCUGCCAUUUCAGCGAUGGCGGCGCCGCUGGGAGGCAUGUUCUCCGGGCAGCCCCCCGGCGCCCCGCCCCCGCCGCCGGGGCUCCCGGGCCAGGCUUCGCUUCUUCAGGCCGCGCCGGGGGCCCCGAGGUCUUCUCCGAGUACCCUGGUGGAUGAGCUGGAGUCGUCUUUCGAGGCUUGCUUUGCUUCUCUGGUGAGUCAGGACUACGUCAAUGGCACGGAUCAGGAGGAAAUUCGGACUGGUGUUGACCAGUGUAUCCAGAAAUUUCUGGAUAUUGCAAGACAAACAGAAUGCUUUUUUCUACAAAAAAGAUUGCAGUUAUCUGUCCAAAAGCCCGAGCAGGUUAUCAAAGAGGACGUGUCGGAGCUGCGGAACGAGCUGCAGCGGAAAGACGCGCUGGUGCAGAAGCACCUGACCAAGCUGCGGCACUGGCAGCAGGUGCUGGAGGACAUCAACGGGCAGCACAAGAAGCCCGCCGACCUCCCGCAGGGCUCCCUGGCCUACCUCGAGCAGGCGUCCGCCAACAUCCCCGCGCCCAUGAAGCAGAACUGAGGAAGGCCGCAGGGAAGGGUCUCUUCUCGCUUCUCGGUGGCGUGACAUUCGGGAACUCUGCCAGAGAACGAGAUGAUCUUAGCUGCAUGCUCCCACCUAAAAUGUUCCCCGUUUUCUAUAAGCUCUUAUUUUAUUACUUUAUACAAUGUGCAUUGCUUUGAUAAACCAAGUAAAUAUUCUUGUUUCUAGCA